Neoarius graeffei (lesser salmon catfish) is the source of this 1629-nucleotide messenger RNA. RefSeq lists its product as uncharacterized. The transcript is spliced from 8 exons. Gene Ontology annotation, biological process: negative regulation of DNA-templated transcription. Gene Ontology annotation, molecular function: DNA binding. NCBI's taxonomy places the organism in Eukaryota, Metazoa, Chordata, Actinopteri, Siluriformes, Ariidae. The record is from RefSeq and is a predicted model, not a curated record. Bases 541 to 1629 code for a protein of 362 amino acids.
UCACCACCGCGUCCAUCAUGGCCACAUUCAUCGGCAUUUCCUGACAUUUUAGCGAAAUCUAAAGACUCAAAACUAGAGUGGUACCUUUUCCUUUUGCUCAUUUCCUCUUCUGAUUAUCACUAUAUGAACUUCAAACUGGUUAUUUCUUCGCAGUACUUAUUGAUUAGAUACUCCUCAGUGUAGCGUGGGACAUGGGAUAGCGGCUGCCAUCUUGGAAUGCAGGACCGGAAAUGCAGAAAAUAAAUAACUCGAAUACUGAUUGAGUUUGACAAAUCAAGAUAGCUUAUAACAUUAAAAUAAUGUCCCUCAUAGAUAUUUGUAUUUUCUAUAACAAUACUAGACACUUUAUACACUGUUAUUGUAAAUAAGCACCAAUCAGGACUAAGAACCGCUGCUGGCUAUAUCCGGUUAUAACUGGUUUGACCACCACGUGUGUCAAUAGCUCAGGAAGGUAAAAGCGCGCAUUACAAAUAUUCUAAAGAAUCUUUUGAAAAGUGUGAUAAUACAGUGCCCAGUGGGAAAUCAAGUGGAUCCGAGAGAAUGGCAUCGUCUACCACAACAUGGUUACUCUUACAAUGGAUUGAAGAUCCACCACAAUGGGAUGUAAUAGAAGUGGGAAAGUGUGGUGCCGAGUUAAAGUUAAUGGCCCUUGGAAAGAAGCUUCAGUCAGCAGUCGGGAACAUCUAUGAUGUGCCUUGGAAUGGAGAGACAGCGCCAGCUAAAGUCUUGGAUUUUGGUAAAGAUAAGGCUAUGGAAGCCAAGCGUACCGAACAAGUUAAGAAUUACGAGGCUGCCAUGGAAGUUGGUAGGAAGAAUGGAAAAAGUUUGCGGUGUGCAAAUAAAAGGAUGGCUGAUGAAUUGUCAGAAAGUGAAAGCACUUCUUCAGAUGCCAAUGAGAAGAGAAAAGUCAAGAGAAAGAAGGUUAGUGAUGAAGAAAUCCUAAUUUCAACAUCAGCAAUAGAAGACACUGACAGUUCUGAAGAAAACGGUUGCCAAGGCUGCAAAAAAUUGCCAAAGCUUAAAGAAAAAUACAAGUUGGCAAAAGAAAAAAUAAACAGAUUAGAAGCUGAGAUUGAGCACUACAAGCAAGUUACAGAUGCAAGAUCUCUAGUAGACAACCUUAAAAUGCUCAUUAGGGAAAGUAAAACAAAAGAGGUUGGCCAAGCAGAGUCACAGAACCCAAAUAUAGGACUUAGGCCGAUAACUGCACCGGUAACUCCUACCUCUGCAAUUGAAAAAGAAGGAACGAAGCAAUUAGAUGUAAAUGAUGGCCUACCAGCCACCCCUGGCAGAGUCAAAGAAACCACAAAGGUUGACAUUGGACGAGGUGUGCUGGUUGAGAAAACUAGCCUGAUGGCUUUGUCAUCAGUGAAGUCGGGUUCAACAUAUGCCAGAAGACUAUUAAAGACCAUUUUUACCGAUGCAGAGCUUGUUGGGAAAAGUCUGACAGGCAGAAAAUCAAAUGCCUUUAAAGACCAGGAUCAGAAGCCUGCCCUUGACCCAACUAAAGUGGAAGUGGUUGACCCACUUGUUGAUCUUGCAUGCCGUAAAUUUGGAUGCCCUCCAGCAACUAUAAAGAUGUCUCUUGCCAACAAGCUAAAGGAAAUAACAAAAAAGGCAGCAAACUAG